GACGCUACGGGCAGCAUGGCGGCAGAAAGUGGGAACGACUCGCAAUUGAGGCGGAGGAGGCAUCGAGACACGGAGGAAACGGAGGAAGCAGAGCUCAGUGGGAGAGACCUGACAGCCGCAGAGUCCUCAGAAAACAAUGAAGAGAACGAAGAGCGCUGGGUCGGGCCUUUACCUGUGGAGGCAACAUUGGCCAAGAAGAGGAAAGUUCUCGAGUUUGAAAGAGUCUAUCUGGAUAACCUGCCCAGCGCGAGCAUGUAUGAGCGGAGUUACAUGCACAGAGAUGUUAUCACGCAUGUGGUAUGCACCAAGACAGAUUUUAUUAUCACUGCCAGUCAUGAUGGACAUGUUAAGUUCUGGAAAAAAAUAGAAGAAGGAAUUGAAUUUGUCAAACAUUUUCGUAGUCACUUAGGCGUUAUUGAGAGUAUUGCGGUGAGCUCGGAGGGGGCCCUGUUCUGUUCCGUGGGCGACGAUAAAGCCAUGAAGGUGUUUGACGUGGUGAACUUUGACAUGAUCAACAUGCUGAAGCUUGGCUAUUCUCCAGGACAGUGUGAGUGGAUCUAUUGCCCUGGAGAUGCCAUAUCUUCUGUUGCUGCCUCUGAGAAGAGUACAGGAAAAAUCUUCAUUUAUGACGGUCGAGGAGAUAACCAGCCGCUUCAUAUUUUUGACAAACUGCACACAUCACCUCUUACUCAGAUACGGCUGAACCCAGUUUACAGAGCGGUGGUCUCUUCGGACAAAUCUGGGAUGAUUGAGUACUGGACUGGACCUCCUCACGAAUAUAAAUUCCCCAAAAAUGUGAACUGGGAAUAUAAAACGGACACAGACUUAUAUGAAUUUGCCAAGUGCAAGGCUUACCCAACCAGCAUAUGUUUUUCACCUGACGGGAAGAAAUUAGCUACUAUUGGUUCUGAUAGAAAAGUUAGAAUUUUCAGGUUUUUAACUGGAAAACUGAUGCGAGUCUUUGAUGAAUCAUUAAGUAUGUUUACUGAACUGCAGCAAAUGAGACAACAGCUACCAGACAUGGAAUUUGGCCGACGAAUGGCUGUAGAGCGUGAGUUGGAGAAAGUGGAUGCUGUACGGUUAAUUAAUAUAGUUUUUGAUGAAACUGGACACUUCGUACUCUAUGGAACAAUGCUGGGCAUUAAAGUUAUAAAUGUGGAGACAAACCGUUGUGUGCGGAUCUUAGGCAAGCAAGAAAAUAUCAGAGCGAUGCAGUUGGCUUUGUUUCAGGGGAUAGCCAAAAAGCAUCGUGCAGCAACCACCAUAGAGAUGAAAGCUUCGGAAAACCCUGUUCUCCAGAACAUGCAGGCUGACCCCACCAUCGUCUGCACGUCCUUUAAGAAGAACAGAUUUUAUAUGUUUACCAAACGCGAACCAGAAGACACAAAAAGUGCAGAUUCUGACCGUGAUGUCUUUAACGAGAAACCUUCUAAGGAGGAAGUCAUGGCCGCCACUCAAGCUGAGGGACCCAAGCGAGUCUCAGACAGUGCCAUCAUCCACACCAGCAUGGGCGACAUUCACAUCAAGCUGUUUCCCGUGGAGUGCCCUAAGACAGUGGAAAACUUCUGUGUCCAUAGCAGAAAUGGUUAUUACAAUGGACAUACAUUUCACCGUAUAAUUAAGGGCUUCAUGAUUCAGACAGGAGAUCCAACAGGGACUGGUAUGGGAGGAGAAAGCAUUUGGGGAGGAGAAUUUGAAGAUGAAUUUCAUUCAACAUUAAGGCAUGACAGACCAUACACGCUCAGCAUGGCCAACGCUGGAUCAAAUACUAAUGGAUCACAGUUUUUCAUAACAGUAGUACCAACGCCUUGGCUUGACAACAAGCACACCGUGUUUGGACGGGUGACCAAAGGAAUGGAAGUUGUGCAGAGGAUCUCCAAUGUCAAGGUCAAUCCCAAAACAGACAAGCCUUACGAGGAUGUCAGCAUCAUAAAUAUCACUGUCAAGUAAAUGUGAUUUAUACAGAAAAAUGCCCAGAAUUAAACACAAGAUUAUUUUACAAUAGGAACCUUAAGAUUUGCUGAACCUAUAGAUCAUGUGUCAAAGAUACAGUGCGGUAUUUUUGUAUUUGCCAUUAAACGCCGUUGUUUAAGAA
Molecule: messenger RNA, 2095 nt
Organism: Ochotona curzoniae (black-lipped pika)
Lineage: Eukaryota; Metazoa; Chordata; Mammalia; Lagomorpha; Ochotonidae
Gene: PPWD1
Product: peptidylprolyl isomerase domain and WD repeat containing 1
Exons: 11
Coding region: 16-1950 (644 amino acids)
Biological process (GO): protein peptidyl-prolyl isomerization
Molecular function (GO): protein binding; peptidyl-prolyl cis-trans isomerase activity
Source: RefSeq, a predicted model, not a curated record